Molecule: messenger RNA, 543 nt
Organism: Cryphonectria parasitica EP155
Lineage: Eukaryota; Fungi; Ascomycota; Sordariomycetes; Diaporthales; Cryphonectriaceae
Exons: 1
Coding region: 1-543 (180 amino acids)
Source: RefSeq, a predicted model, not a curated record
AUGUUGGACCACCAGACCAGAGUGUGGUACGACCAAACCCACGCCGAGAUGAAAACAAUCCACCACACUCCCGCGACACAUGUCCGACACAUGUCAUAUCCAACACCACCAACCCAAGCCCGCCACAUGUCCUAUACCACGCCGCCACCCACCGUCCCGUCAAGAACUCCAUCCGUCAGGUCGAGCCACCAAGACUUCCAGUGGCUCGGCGAGCUGCAGAGCCACACCUCAGACUACGAGUACCUCAAGCCGCUGCUGAGAGACAGGCGGUUGGAGCUGCAGCAGCGCCAAGCACAGCUAAACUUCUGGACGCGCGAGAUCCAGGACCGCCAGAAACAGGUGCGGGACUCGAACUUCUCGAGCGGGGCGCAGAGGAGGGAGCUCCAGAUCCAGCUGCAGACGCUGCUCCGCGACCGCGAGGUGGCCCGUCAGGACUAUCAGAGGCAACAAGCUGAGUUUGAAAGGCUGAGCAGGCAGAUUCAGAGCCAUAGGGAGAUCAUCGAUAACCUCAUGCAAAGAUUGAGGAUAAUAGUUUCGUCUUGA